UGAGAAACGCCCCUGGGAACAGGAAUCCACCCUCCACCGCUGACACCAUGACCCAGUCGUGCUGCUCCCCUUGCUGCCAGCCCACGUGCUGUGAGUCCAGCUGCUGCCGGCCUUGCUGCCCCCCAGUUUGCUAUGAGGCCACCCAAACGACUUGCUGUAGGACCACCUGCCGCAAACCGACUUGUGUGACCACCUGCUGCCAGCCCACCUGCUGUGAGUCUAGCAGCUGUGGACAAACCUGCAGCGGGUCCAGCUGCGGACAGCCCUGCUGCCAGCCCGUUCGCUGUCAAACCACCUGCUGCAGGACCACCUGCCUCAAACCCACCUGUGUGACCCCCUGCUGCCAGCCCACAUGCUGUGAGUCCAGCAGCUGUGGGCAAACCUGCGGCGGGUCCAGCUGUGGCCAGCCCUGCUGCCAGCCGGCUUGUGGUGCUGCCGUGUACUGCCGCAGAACCUGCUACCACCCCACGUGCUUCUGCCUGCCGGGCUGCCUAGCCCAGAGCUGUGGCUCCAGCUGCUGCCAGCCUUGCUGCCGCCCUGUCUGCUGUCAGACCCCCUGCUGCCGCCCUCGCUGUGUGUCCACCUGCUGCCAGCCCUCCUGCUGCUGAUCCCCUGGCCUAAGAACCCCCAGCCUCACAUAACACCUGUGGGUAAUGGACUUGCCACCUGGAGGACAAAAUCACUUCGGAGACUUUGCCGACAACCACCAUGCUCUACCAAAUUUCUGCCUGUUGCACAGCCUGUGAGUCAGCCUGAUGGAGUGCAGAGAACUCCCCGCAGUUCUCAUCCUCUCAUGUAGGAGGAUCAUGUGCCAGCUUCACGCAGCCUUGAUAGGGAGUUUUGUCUUGGCUUUGACUCUGAAGAUAGGACUGGCCUCCUCGUACCGCUAAGGACCUCAGGAAAACAGAUGUUCAUUACCUGCUCAUAGGUUUCUGCAGCUGAUCCUAAGCUUCCUGAUCUGAUGUCCUCUAUCCAUAGACUCAGAUUUCUGUACCCAGCUUUCCUCUUGUGGGAUCACCUGGAGUUAUCUUCCAGGAUGCGGGAGUUGCUCCUCAAUAAAUUCUGUCCAACUCAUCUCA
Sus scrofa (pig) is the source of this 1079-nucleotide messenger RNA. RefSeq lists its product as uncharacterized. Gene Ontology annotation, cellular component: keratin filament. The record is from RefSeq and is a predicted model, not a curated record. Lineage: Eukaryota; Metazoa; Chordata; Mammalia; Artiodactyla; Suidae.